Messenger RNA from Argiope bruennichi, 2068 nucleotides. RefSeq lists its product as uncharacterized. The record is from RefSeq and is a predicted model, not a curated record. Bases 333 to 2042 code for a protein of 569 amino acids. Lineage: Eukaryota; Metazoa; Arthropoda; Arachnida; Araneae; Araneidae. The transcript has 2 exons.
CAAAGUUUCAUUGUAAAUAAAUGAUUGCCUGUUUUUCCUGAUUCCACUUAACUUUAUAUUAUAUCAAAUGAAGUUUUGGGACAGAUUUUGUAAGUUUACUAUCGGCUUUAGAUGCAGAUAAUAUCAAAUUUCUUGUUGUUGAACAAUCGAUUAAUACCACGAAUUUGUCAGCUACCACAGAUUUUGUUUCACAGACCUCCCCAUCUUUUUUGCAUUCAGAAUUUGCUACAUGCUCCCCAAGUUUGUCUCUUCAGGCUACUAGAACUCCAAUUUCACGAUCCUGGUCGGUGUUGUCUUGUCUUCGAGAGCUUCGAUCACUGUGAGAUGACAUCAUGUCUUCAAAGCCAAAUCAGGAAAAUUGGAGAAAGAACCAAGCAAGAUCGAUUUCAUCAGAAGAUUUGUGGACAAAGAAGAAUGGCGUUGCUACCGAUCCUUUUCCUACCACAGCAGAGAAAUCAGCAUCAUUGUCAUCCAUACAUCGGGAUCACUCAUCCAGAAGUAACACGAUUAUUAAGCCAAUGGAAAUUUCAUUUUUAUCUCAACCCAUAACAGGAGUCUCCGAGUCGAAGAAUUACACACCUUCUACUGCUUUAACUAUAAAUUCGUCGAUUAUUAAGCCUUCUUCAUCUUUCGCUACCAAUACUGCCAGUUCACAAGUUGCUAAUCAUCCGACGACAACGACCUUUUGUGCUUCCAAUUUACCAGUUGCUAAUAGAGCUAUUCCAGUAGCUGUUAUUACUUCCAUUCCGUCAUCUGCUUACGCGAUGUCAAAAAUUGCAACUUUGCCUUCUGCUAGAACACUUACUCCAUCAAGUAUUGCAGAUUUCACUUCUCAAACUAUAAAAUCUUCCUCCAAUCCAACUUCUAGAAACAGCAUUUCACCGGAUACGGGAAGCUUUGCUUCGUCUAUUGUGGAAAGAGCACCUGCAUCAGUUAAAAGAACAUCUUCUUGGCCAUCAAGAAAAACGUAUGAUUCGCCAACCAAAAGAAUGCAUGCUUCAACUGCAAAAUCAGAAUUUAAAUUUCCAAUAAAAUACCCCAUAUGUAUCUUGGCUGGUGCUUCUUUAGGUGAAGCUAAAAGUGAUUCAAAUGCUCCUAGCUCUCAGCAUGGUUUAUUGCAUCCAAAAGUAAUUAAUUUCAGACAUAUGUCAGGUAAUACCGGAGAACAGACUGCAUUUGGAGAAUACAAUCAUCAUCCCACUGACCGGACUGGAAAUAUUUUGCAAGAUGCUUCUGUCUCAAAUACUAUAGGAGAUUCGUUCCCGACGACUGGUAAAGCUGUUACAGAUACAGAUUCAUUUUCAGUUGAAGCCUAUAGAGAUUCCGAUUCGCCGAGAUUUCAUAGAAAAUUGUCAAGUUCUCUUGUUAAUAUUUCUCCAGAGCCUGCAGUUGCAGAUACUGAAGAUCUGAGCGGUGCAUAUGCCAAAGAAAGUAAUCCAAUACAUGAAAAUCAGCCUCACAUUAUUCGUAAGCGAUUAUUUCCACCAACUGAAAAUGUAGGCGAGUCCGUCACUCAGUACUCAUAUGAAAACUCAAAUCGUCCAACCGAUUCAAUUCCUUUUCAACACAGUAAUUUUACACCAAGUUUUCCAAGUAAUCAUAAAACAUAUCAAGAACCAAAAACAUACUAUGGAGACACCGCGUCAGGUUUUUCAAUAGAUGGAAUCCUAGACUGUUCGACUAGUUCUAGUUUUAAACUUAAAACUGAUUAUCAGACCGAAGCUAAAAUGCCUAGUUCUCAUUCUUCAUCAAAUUUGGCAGAUAAUUAUAAUCAACGGACUGAGGAUCUUGUAAAUACAGAUGUGAAUGUUAUACAAACCUCGGUUGACAUAGCAAUAAAAAAUAGCUUUCAACGUUCUGAAUGUUCGCCGUAUGCAUUUGUCUCUGAAGAAGAUCCAGAUAAUGCUAUUUUUGCAAAUAAAGCAACGAAUAUUCUAAGGUUCUUACCUCGGCAUAUAUCAAAUGAAUGUAAAGAUUACAUAUUGCAGUUCUUAGAUCAAGUACUUCAAUAUAGUGAGAAAAAUGGAUUGUUAGAAAAUUAAUUUGUAGUAUUCGAUUAGAUGACUAU